This is a messenger RNA of Drosophila hydei, 2258 nucleotides long. RefSeq names its product tyrosine-protein phosphatase vhp-1 (gene puc). Lineage: Eukaryota; Metazoa; Arthropoda; Insecta; Diptera; Drosophilidae. The transcript has 4 exons. The record is from RefSeq and is a predicted model, not a curated record. Gene Ontology annotation, cellular component: cytoplasm; cytosol. Gene Ontology annotation, biological process: negative regulation of MAPK cascade; protein dephosphorylation. The coding region runs from base 81 to 1439 and encodes 452 amino acids. Gene Ontology annotation, molecular function: MAP kinase tyrosine/serine/threonine phosphatase activity; protein tyrosine/threonine phosphatase activity.
AUACGGCAACGUCAACAACACGCAAUUGCUGUGAGCGCGACGGAGACAGCAACAGCGUGAGUCAUAAAAGUGAAAUAAAAAUGCGGAUAAAGAGAGAAGCGCCGUGUCUACUGUUAUUUAUGCCAAUCCCAAAUAAUAAUAACAACAACAACAAUCGCAUUGGUGCUAAUCACAAGGACUAUCCCAACAACAAGCGAUCCAGGGAAAAUCUGGCAUGUGACGAACAGCAGCUGACGACGACGUCAACGGCAGCAAUGAACGUUGGCAGCAAUGGCGGCCGAACGCCGCCGCUCAUGCGCAGCUGCUCCAGUCCGGCGGUUUACGAUAUCGAAACACAUCCCGCUUCGCCAGUAUUCCCACAUCUGCUGCUGGGCAAUGGCCGCGAUGCGGACGAUCCCAGCAGCGUGGGCGCCAAUUGUGUGUUGAAUGUUACCUGCCAAAGUCCCAGCGAGAGUCAUCUGCAGGGCCUGAAGUAUAUGCAAAUACCUGCCAGCGAUACGCCCCAUCAAAAUAUCAAGCAAUAUUUUCAGGAGGCAUUCGAUUUCAUAGAGGAUGCACGCAAAACAGGUUCGCGCGUCUUGUUGCAUUGUCAUGCGGGCAUCUCGCGCAGCGCCACCAUCGCCAUUGCCUACGUCAUGCGAUACAAGUCGCUAUCGCUGAUCGAGGCCUACAAGCUGGUGAAAGUGGCCCGGCCCAUCAUCUCGCCCAAUCUGAACUUCAUGGGCCAGCUGCUCGAGCUGGAGCAGAGCCUGCUGAAGAGCGGCGCCUUGGCGCCUCUGCCCACUGUAACAUCCGCAUCGCCCGCUGUCAGCAGCCAGUCGCCAGCAUCUAGUCAGCUCGUGGAAGAGCCCGAGGAGGAGGAGGCGAAUCAAAUGCCAGUUUCACGCAAAUCUAAAUCGGAUAGCGAGGCCAUGGACGAGGACGUUUAUGAUUAUGACGAUGUGGAUAGUGGUGCUAGCAGCUUUGCCGGCAGCAACUGCUCAUCGCGACUAACCUCACCGCCCGUCACACCGGAUGAGACGCCCUGCACAUCGGCAGCGGCGGCGGCGGCAUCAUCGUCGUCGGCGGCAGCUACUGAACUGGAUUCACCUUGCUCCAAUAGCAGCAGCGGCGUCUACUCCAUUUCAACGUCGCAAGAGUUCGCACCUGCUGCUGCUACGCCCGCACCUGUUAUACCUGCUGCAACGCCGGCGACGUUGUCGCCCACGCGACCGCUGGCGCUCUUCAAGCGCAACUCGCCGGUUAAGCUGCGACUCAAUCUCGAGCCCAGCUAUAACACGCCAAACAUACCAAAAUCCAUAUCCUGCAUAUCCAUACACAAUGCCAGCCAGCACAGUCCGCUGCAGAGGGAGGCGCCAGCCACGCCCAGCUGUGAGCUGGCGCCCACAAUGCCAGGUGACAACAACAACAAUUUGGUGGCGGCCACGUCGAGUGAUUGAUGCAUCAGGCGGAGGCGACGCCACCGACGCCCCAAAGCUGUGAAUAAAAUAAAACUUAUGAGUACAUUUAAGUGAUGCGAAAUUUUGUAUUUUAUAUAUACAGAGCAUGAUUGAAUGGAUUGAUUGAUUGUUGAUUGAUUGGUUGAUUGAUAGCUAGCCUCACUCACUACUGUAUGAAUUGAGCGUGUAUAUUUUGUACCUAAACAAAGGAAAUGAAAACUUCUGAAAAACUAAGCAACAAACAACUAAUGCAUCCAAAAGUUUGUGACAAAUGCGAACGGAAUAUGUAGUCUAAUUUGUAAUUUUAAAACCUUUGUAAUCUAUUUUGGAUCACAACAAGAGAAAAGAACGGUAAAGAGAACCCGAUGCAAAAUGGAUCAACUAUAUUCGUAAAGCAUCGAACUAUAUAUCUUGUGCUGCUAUUAUAAAUUGUUUAAAAACCUCGUAAUGUUUAAUUUAGUAUAAUUUAUGAUGAUAAGCAAAUCUUAACUAUUCAUAUAGUAAACAAAAUAAUCAUAAACAAAAACAAAAACAAAAAAAAAGAAUACAAAAAACAACAAAAGAUUAUAAUGAACUUUACAAGCGCAUUGCAAAUAUUUCUGCUAACUUGCCCAAAAUCAACAAAUUCACAAAUCCAAAUCCCCAAUUAGAAAGAUGUUUACUAUAUCUAUAAUACUAUAUUAUCAAAACUGUUCUAAGUUUUAUGCAACUACUGUAUCCACACACACACAUAUAUAUUGUACACUCAGUCACGCUUUUCAAACUUAUAAUUGCAUGUAUGUAUGUAUUGUAUAUUUAAACUUUUUUCAAGUGAGCAAG